UGAGGAAAUGGAGGAUUGCCGUAGAGGCUCUUUGCUCUCCUGUCUCACCUCCCUGCUUCUCUUCUUCCAGUUGCCUGCUGGGGGGUCUGCAGAGGAGUUUGUGGUGAUUGGCCCCCCGGACCCCAUUGUGGCAGUGCUGGGUGGGAACGUCACGCUGCCCUGUCAUGUGUCCCCAGCCAUGGAUGUGGAAAACAUGGAGCUGCGGUGGUUCCGCUCCAAGUUCUCAGAAGCAGUGUUCAUCUAUGAAAACCAGCAGGAACAGAAAGAAGAGCAGCUGGCUCAGUACACAGGGCGGACCUCGCUGGUGAGGGACUUCCUCAGCCAGGGGGAGGCCACUGUGCGUAUCCACAAGGUCCAGGCUUCCGACAACGGGCUGUAUACCUGCUUCUUCAGAAAGGGAAGUUUCUACGAAGAGGCCAGUUUGGAGCUGAAGGUGGCAGGUGUGGGCUCUGUCCCUCAAGUGCACAUCACAGGGCCAGAGGAGGACGGGGUCCGAGUGGUGUGCACGGCCUCGGGAUGGUUCCCAAAGCCCCAGAUACAGUGGAGAGCUGCUAAUGGGGAAAAGUUCCUGACAUUCUCUGAGACCCAUGUCCAAGACACUGAAGGGCUGUUCAGUGUGGAGUCUGCUCUGGUGGUGAGGGACAGCUCUUCAGGGAACAUGACCUGCUCAGUCCUCAACCCCGUCCUGGACCAGAAGAAGGCGAUGGCCAUUUUCAUCCCAGAGCCCUUCUUCCCCCAGGCCUCUCCCUGGAAGCCAGCUUUCAUAGUGAGCCUCAUGGUGCUGAUGCUCUCACUCCUUGGGGCUGCCUAUUACAUCAAGACAGAACAUACUGUAAAGAGGCAGGAGAUGCAGGAAUGGGAGAGACUGCACAGGGACAAGGAGGAGGACCGGCGGACAAAGGAGGAGGCGUUGAAGGCCAGAGAUGAACUCCAAGAAGAUCUCGGCAGGAGGAAAUCCAUUUACCUGGGUGGCUGGAGGAAGGCACUGUUGUAUGCAGACUGGCGGAAGGAGAAGUUCCAGGCCUUGUCUGUCACUCUGGAUCCAGCGUCUGCACAUCACCACCUUGCUGUCUCUGGUGGACAGACUAGUGUGACCUUGGAGGACACAACUGAGGACCCAGGAGGACCCUGUAGCAUCUUGGGCCAGGAGGCCAUCACAUCAGGGCGCUGUUACUGGGAGGUGGAGAUCAGGAAUGGAAACAGAAGCGAGUGGGGUCUGGGGGUCUGUAGGGGAGAUGUGGAGAGGAAAGACUGGUACAGAGAGCACCCAGAAAGCGGGUUCUGGGUUCUGAGGUGGUACGGAGGUAAAUUCUUUGCCCUUCUUCUCUCUGAGCAUCAGGAAAUCCAUGAUGAAGUUCCCCACAGGGUGGGCGUUUUCUUAGACCUCAAAGAAGGGGAUGUCUCCUUCUAUAACAUGACUCGUGGAUCUCACCUUUUUUCCUUCCCUCUAACUUCCUCCACUGGGACUCUGUUUCCAUACUUCAUGAUUAAGUCAGGGGAUGUGUCCCUGACCAUCUGCUCUGUGGUUGGUGUGCCUACAGAGACCCCUGUGCCCCUUAACAAUUCUCCUUCUUCUUUGGAGGAACCUGUAAGCCUCUCAGGGGAUGAGUUCAGCUCAGGCUGUGCUGUUGAUGGUGCUCUCCCAGGGGCCGGCUCUCCAUUACUCCCUUAUGGCCCUGAGGCUAUGUGACCAUAGGACCCCAGAGACCUUAUGGUGGCUCUUUCUGGAGCUUCACAUUCCUUGAGACAAAAGCCUCUGAGGUUAGUCCUGGAUGACUUGGUGUCUUGCACUCUUGCUUUGGAUGCAGUCUCCUGGGGUAUGGCUAUGAGAACAGUCAGUUCAUGCCUUAUACUCAGGCAGCAGAAGAUAAUAGUUGACUGAGCUUGUUUGGGGUAGGCUGAAUUUAACUAUUGGAAGUAAUGUUUCUUUUGGUAAUGAAAAUUAUUUCAGUCUUUAUUCUGCUUGGAUAUGAAGGAGAUGAGGGCUGAAUGACUGCAGAAUUAAAUGGUGUAUAUUUUAUCCAACUUGAUUUGUGCAGAUGAACCCAGAGGCUAUGGGUAGGUCACCAGUUCUAUUUUGGGAAAUGUGCACUCUGAUUAGAGACAUUGGCCAUCCAAAAAUGUCUGGAGAAAUGAAUGGCUGAUUGAUGUUCAAGAGGAAAGCAGUCUAAUAUUCUACUGUAUACCUCCUAUUCUGGGAUGGUGGAAGCACACUUAUCUUACCAACCUUAGUAAAUGUCUGUUAUUCAUGAAAUACCAGUGCUGUGUUAAUUCAGGAAUUAAGAAGGAUCUGGUUCUUCCUGUGUGUCAACUCCAGUUGGAAAGAAGAGAACUUCUACCAGAAUAAAGAUACGAAUGAGGAAGAGAAUUUUCAGAUGCUGGGUGAAUUUCAGAAAGCUUUGACUAUGAGCACGGUUUCCAGAAUCUGUGUACUGCCUCUCAUUACUUCCAAGUCCAAAGGUGGAGUGCCUGAGUGGCUCAGUGGGUUAAACGUCCAACUUCAGCUCAGGU
Molecule: messenger RNA, 2511 nt
Organism: Lynx canadensis (Canada lynx)
Lineage: Eukaryota; Metazoa; Chordata; Mammalia; Carnivora; Felidae
Product: butyrophilin-like protein 1
Exons: 9
Coding region: 8-1690 (560 amino acids)
Biological process (GO): regulation of cytokine production; T cell receptor signaling pathway
Cellular component (GO): external side of plasma membrane
Molecular function (GO): signaling receptor binding
Source: RefSeq, a predicted model, not a curated record